Malassezia vespertilionis is the source of this 1212-nucleotide messenger RNA. RefSeq lists its product as uncharacterized. The transcript has a single exon. The coding region runs from base 1 to 1212 and encodes 403 amino acids. Gene Ontology annotation, biological process: regulation of DNA-templated transcription. Gene Ontology annotation, molecular function: DNA-binding transcription factor activity. Lineage: Eukaryota; Fungi; Basidiomycota; Malasseziomycetes; Malasseziales; Malasseziaceae. The record is from RefSeq and is a predicted model, not a curated record.
AUGACAUCCGCUGUUUCGCGCGGUAGCGGCGCAGCUUCCUUAUCCGAGAACUUGCUGGCUGUGCCCGUUGCUCCCGCCGGUGGCGCGACGCAAGAAGACGUCUUCCGCUAUCAUCUCACGAUCGAGCUAAUGAAGCUAGGCUCACAGCCUGAUACAGCACUGGUUGACAGGCUGGUCAAGCAACACUACCCUGACGUGCUGAAAUAUCGCAGGGAGAUGGAUCAACAACAAGCCAUUGACACGGCGAAACCGACUACAGACAAUAUGGAGAAAGGCGGCCUUGUGCCUACUCCUCCCUCGAGCGAAUCGGGCAGUAUCAGCAGCCCCAUGGACCAAGUAUGGGAAAGGCUGGACGUGGAUCAAAGCGUGGCGUCGAACCUGCUCGAUCUUGACUUUGACGAGCAAGCGAUCCAAGAGGUGGACCCCAUGCUUUAUGUUCCACCCUUUAUGGAUUCGGCAAAAGAAAAUACGACAUUUGCACAGCCGCCUACGUUUAUCCAGGACAAGGUCCAAGAGCGCGAGACGGCACCAGGCUCGCAAUCGAUCGACCCUCUGCUCGUGUUGGGCGCACCUGUACUGCCACAGGACAGGGACCUCUGCCCACCCAUUGAUACCCUCAUUGCACAGCCUACACCCGAGGUGAAAGAAAGUUAUACACAACUCCAGCAUCCUCCGGAGCACGAGGAGGAUGAAGGAGAUGAAUCAACAUUUGUUGCUUUUACGCCGAUGCGUCUGCGCGACGUAAAAGACGAGUUUUCGAAUCGCUCCCUCAGCCCCGAGCCGAGCAGCCUCCGCCCCUCGUUUGAGGAAUACAACAAGCUUUCCAGCAAAGAGAAGCGUCAACUCCGUAACAAGAUUUCUGCACGCAACUUCCGGAACCGUCGGAAGGAAUACAUUACGCUCCUUGAGGACCAGGUUAACCAACGCGACUCAUUGAUCGACAAGCUGCGCGAAAAAAUCUCGUCUCUCUCGCUUGAAAAUACCGCGCUCCGUGAAGAGGCUCGCCAGGCCCAAACCCGCAGCUCCUCUGUCGACGUUUCCAAGCUCCUCGACGCACUGCACAGUGGCGUUGAUUUGCGCAGCAGCACCCCAUCUCAGCUUUUGCCGAAUAUGCGUAAGGAUGUGAGCGCUGCGCCACGCUCAUCCUCGCCCGCGGGUGCGUUCUGGAACGCCAAGACAAAGCUGGCGUCCUCCGCAACGCUUGUAGCAUAG